UCUGAUCGAUAAGCCGCCUAAUUCAGCGUCCUUGAAACUCGUGUUAGAAAAAAACAAUACGUGUUGAUAAGGUUAUUCUGAUACGACAACUCGACGUGUUGUCAGUCUAUGGACCAAAACCGCUGAGUGCAGUAGCAGAGCUCCGGCAACUUCGAACGCUUGCAGCUGGAUCCUCGUGGGCUUCUUGACUUCUGGCGCCACUCGUGUCCAAGCGGAGAACUACCUAAAGGGACGCCUAUCGUAGGGCGGGACAAUUCGGUACGAACAGGGAGUCGGACAUGGAGUCGGAGGAACAGGUUCCUAUUCUUCAUGCUGAUGAGAAGUUUCAAGGCAGGCUGAUGACUCUGGCCAACCAUUUUGAGAAGAAGUACAAUAUCGAGCCUCUGUUCUUCGUUAGAGUUCCAGGAAGAGUUAAUUUAAUUGGCGAGCACAUCGAUUAUUGCGGGUACGCUGUUUGUCCGAUGGCCAUCGAACAGGACAUCCUCGUUGCCGUCGCUCCCUCGAAAGGCAUUCGUCUUACCAAUCUAGACCCGAAGUACGAGGACUUCCAAUGCAACUUGAAGGAUUUGAGUGUUUGCAUCGAGGAUGCCAGCUGUGGUCCAGACUGGUACAAGUAUUUCCUCUGCGGCGUAAAAGGAGCCCUCGAAGUGAUCCCAGAAGAAACCGCAGCUUCGGGAAUCCUUGCUGCAGUUUGGGGAAACAUCCCUCCUAAUUCAGGGCUCUCGAGCUCGAGUGCUCUCGUCUCUGCUGCUGUCCUUUCGACCAUGCACGUUAGCCAGCACCAAUUGUCGAAACGUGGGCUGGCUACCAUCAGCGCCAGGGCUGAAAGGUACAUUGGCACUCAGGGUGGCGGAAUGGAUCAAGCGAUCGCGUUUCUCGGGAAGGCUGGCUCCGCGAUGCUGAUUGAAUUCAAUCCGUUGCAAGGCACAAUUGUCACUCUACCCGAAACUGCAGUGUUCGUAAUAGCGCACAGCCAGGCAUGUCACAACAAAGCUUCUACGUCAGAUUUCAAUUUAAGGGUUGCAGAGUGUCGACUGGCUGCGCAGAUAAUAGCGAAGAAAAAGAACAAGGGUUGGGAGCAUGUACAGACAUUAAGCGACGUUCAAGAGGCACUUGGCAUCAGCGCGGAUGAAAUGGUCCCGGUGGUAACAAACAACCUCCACGAGGAACCAUACACCCUAAGCGAGAUCAGCGAGAUCCUGGACACGACGAACCAAAGGCUCCGAGAGAUAUCACGCUUAGGGUCCUUCAGCGACUCGCAAACGUUCAAGCUUAAACAACGCGCUCUGCACGUGUACCAAGAGGCAGGCAGGGUGGUGAUGUUUAAGCGGAUAAGCGAAGGGAACGCCAUAAUGGAAGAAGAGAAGCUUCGGCAGCUUGGAAGCCUGAUGUCGCAGAGCCACACCAGCCUCCGUAAACUCUACGAGUGCAGCCAUCCCAGCGUGGAUGCACUCGUCGACAAGGCUAUGAUUUGCGGUGCACUCGGGGCGAGGCUGACUGGAGCUGGGUGGGGCGGUUGCAUAGUGGCCAUAACAACGAAAGACAAGGUUUUCCAAUUUCUGGAUACGUUGAAGAAGGAUCUCGCCCGAGAUGGGAUAAAGGAUGGAUUCAAACUCGACGAUCUGGUCUUCCCGACGGAACCGAACCAGGGUGCUGUAAUUUAUACGAACUAGUUUCUCUAUCCAUAUUUUCCCAUUCUAUUCCUGCAUUUCAUAAAUCGUCGAAUGGAUAGCCGACAUAUAUUUACCAGACACCCUUCUAGGAACAGUUAUCUGUAUACGAUGCUGUUAUCGCGAACUUGCGCAUGCUCAGUUGUGUAUACAUAAACAAUAAAUCUUGCCAAACGUACACGACUUUGCGAAGUCUAAAAAGAGGCUGAAGUUUGAAUAAAUUGUAGCUUGUAAUGCCUCGAAACUGACAUUGGCACUACUUCAUGCACUAUACAAGGUAAUUGAACUCUUUG
Hylaeus anthracinus is the source of this 1963-nucleotide messenger RNA. RefSeq names its product N-acetylgalactosamine kinase (gene Galk). The transcript is spliced from 11 exons. Lineage: Eukaryota; Metazoa; Arthropoda; Insecta; Hymenoptera; Colletidae. Gene Ontology annotation, biological process: carbohydrate phosphorylation; galactose metabolic process. Gene Ontology annotation, cellular component: cytosol; cytoplasm. The coding region runs from base 279 to 1673 and encodes 464 amino acids. The record is from RefSeq and is a predicted model, not a curated record. Gene Ontology annotation, molecular function: galactokinase activity; ATP binding.